AUGGGACCGCCUGUGAAACGACGCAAGGUGACCAGCGCCACUGAAGAGAUCAAUUUCGAUCCUACAGCCAGACAUGAUUUCCUCACAGGCUUUCACAAGCGCAAGCAACAGCGCAUAAAAGACGCCCAGGAAUACGCAGAAAAGAAAGCUCGCGAGGAAAAGAGAGAGGAUCGCAAGAAGAUUCGCGAGAACAGAGCGGCAGAGAUCCAAGAGGCGUUGGAGGCAUCUAAGAAAAUACUCCAGCAAGCCCGCGGUAGUGAUUCAGGUUCGGGGAGUGAUGGUGAAAGCGAAGACGAAUGGGAAGGAUUCGAAGAACCGAUUCCAGUCGACUACGAGGCGGAGUAUAUUGAUGAAGACAAAUACACGACCGUUACCGUGGAGGAGAUGGGCACUACGAGAAACGACUUUCAGAGCAACAAAGAAUAUUCUCCGACUGGUGACGAUGUCGAUCACAAGGCUACUAGCAGUAGUACCGAGAAAAGUGAUAAGCCGGCCAAGCCUCGUCAGAAAGCAAACAGCGAAAAGAAGAGGAAGAAGAAGUUUCGCUACGAAUCAAAAGCAGAGCGCAAGGUCACCCAGAGAAAGGAAAGGAUGAGCAAUCGAAAACAUGCAAAAUCGCGACAAGACAGUUGA
Talaromyces rugulosus is the source of this 633-nucleotide messenger RNA. RefSeq lists its product as uncharacterized. Lineage: Eukaryota; Fungi; Ascomycota; Eurotiomycetes; Eurotiales; Trichocomaceae. Gene Ontology annotation, molecular function: RNA binding. The record is from RefSeq and is a predicted model, not a curated record. The coding region runs from base 1 to 633 and encodes 210 amino acids. Gene Ontology annotation, cellular component: nucleolus. The transcript is spliced from 2 exons.